AUGUCAUCUCUCCAAGACAUACCCAUCGAAACCCUCACUUACAUUCUCGAGCCCAAAAAACCACGUCUCAUCCUCGACGGCCUCAUAGACCGCAUGUCACCAAUCUCCGCUCUCAGAGACCCAUUACCCAAAAACCGUGUCUGCGGGUCUCUUGAAAUUUUCCCCACAGAAAUCCUCCUCAAGAUCAUCGAAGAUCUUACCAUCAGAGACACGAUGCGUUUCCGACGCUGCUGCCGCUUCGCCAUGCACCUCGUCGACACCGAAUCGCCUCUACGGGAAUGA
Alternaria arbusti is the source of this 282-nucleotide messenger RNA. RefSeq lists its product as uncharacterized. The transcript has 2 exons. Gene Ontology annotation, molecular function: protein binding. NCBI's taxonomy places the organism in Eukaryota, Fungi, Ascomycota, Dothideomycetes, Pleosporales, Pleosporaceae. The record is from RefSeq and is a predicted model, not a curated record. Bases 1 to 282 code for a protein of 93 amino acids.